AUGUCUGGAAUGCCAUGUCCUAAAGAGCUACAGAGCAAAGCGAAGCUCGAUGACGUAUGCUUCCUUACCACGGGUGAUCGGACGGCUCCUGGGAACUACGCUAUGCUGGACAUCUCUGCUGCCCUCCAUUGGCUGAGGGAAAACAUCGGCAUGUUUGGGGGAGACCCGGGCAGACUGACCCUCUUUGGUCACGGACAUGGGGCCGCACUGGUCAAUCACUUACUUAUCUCUCCUAUGAGCGCAGGUGGCAAGCUCUUCCAGAGGGCAAUUUUGCAGAGUGGUUCAUCUCUGAAUCAAUGGGCAACGUCCACGGACUCACUGAAAUGUUCACAUGAACUAGGCAGGCGGGUUGGCUGUUUUAAUAAAACAGAAUCUUCCUCUUCAUUUAUUUCCUGUCUUCGAUCAUUGAGCGUGGAGCAGCUGCUUAACUCGUCCCCAUCGGCGCCUAAAUACCGAACGUGUUUCGGACCGGCAAGUAACCCGUUCAGCGGUGCUAUUCCUCGCCCCGUCAAGUCCCUGUUGGCCCAGCCCAUGUCCGUGUUCCCGCGGGCUGCCGUCAUGCUCGGCGUCACAAAGACGGACGCUGUGGAAUACAUGAACCAAGAGGAUAUUGUGACUAACAUGACGGAGCUCAGGAAAUCUCAGAUACUUCGCACCUUUGUCCAUAACACCUUUAAAUACCAGAAACAGAACAUAUACGAAAUACUGGCCCACCAUUACACAGACUGGGAGAAUACCAUCGAGAGGCGAUCCACCAAGGAUAACGUUCUGGAACUCCUGAACGACGGGCUGUACGUGGCGCCCAUUGUCAACGUGGCUAACUUCCAUUCCCAAUCCGCCAACACUUUCCUGUACACGUUCACCUUCAGCUCGGGAGGAGAGACGUCGCACCAUCUUCUCAACUCGCCGUUCGCAAACGAACUUCCGUACGUAUUUGGAGCACCUCUAGUCCAGAAGCUCAGUCCGUUCUCGAACGACUUCGGCAAGACGGCACGGCUGGUGAGCGAGGCGGUCAUGUCGUACUGGAGCAAUUUCGCCAAGACAGGGGAUCCUAAUCUGCCCGAACUUCCAGACUCCUUGGACGGAACGAAAAACAGAUUUGCCGGUAUAAAAUGGCCAAAAUACAAUUCCAGGAGACAGAGUUAUCUGCAUAUAGGUAAGAGGCCUAAGGUAUCUCAUCACUAUCGGGGUCGUCACGUGGCGCUCUGGCUAGACCUUAUCCCUAAACUUCACAAACCUAACAUGGGAGACGACGAGCUGGCCAACAGAUUCGAUCUCUCUACGUUUGACGAGCCCGGACGGCUGGAAAACAUUGAUAAAAUUCUCCCUUUCACCGUCACACCGACUCCUAGUGCAACGAUAACCGUGGCCGUCAACGUUACGAAACCCUCGAAGAUUAACGCGAGAGCUCCGCCUCACAUGACCACCACACCUGUUCUGACGUCAUCAUUCGUCAGCAUCCCUAGGCAGAAAGCGUCCAACAUUCCGUUCAGUGACGAGAAAAAGGGCACUUCUUUCCCAUUUAACCUUACCAUCGCUAUUGGUUGUUCGUUGUUGUUGUUUAAUAUCAUCGUCUUCGCUGGAAUAUUUUAUCAAAGACGAAAAAUGAACCUGCUGAAGUCAAAAAGAGAAUAUAGUCCAGGGCAGGCGGAGUGCCCCGGAACCUCUCGGCAAACAUCGUCAAAUUCCGAAGAGGACAAAAAACUGUUUGAGUCAGUGAACCUUUUAUCAAAAAACGACGUAGAGUACAGUCAUGCUAAACAUCGAUGUAAAGACAUCAAAAACUGCUUAAAGGAGCACGAGACUAUACGACUUGUUUCUAUUGAAGAUCUUAACGAAAAGAUCGAACCAAUUUCUAUGCAACACCGCGAGGAAAACUGCACUACAAUGAGAGACGGUCGCCAUGGUUACAGAUGAUUAUUGUUGUUGUUGCCGUUGUCUCUGCUCACGUGAUUAUCAUCGCAUGGUUUCAUCAUCCAAUCAUCGCCGCCCAUGUCCACACGUGUCGUUCAUGAUUAUUAACCAUACAACAUGUGAUACUGUGUUUUAUAUACGAUUGUAAGACGUGUUAUGGAUUUCUUUUUGUAUAAAACGGUAAAACUUAUGAGU
Liolophura sinensis is the source of this 2109-nucleotide messenger RNA. Its product is annotated as neuroligin-4, X-linked-like. The coding region runs from base 1 to 1917 and encodes 638 amino acids. The transcript has 5 exons. NCBI's taxonomy places the organism in Eukaryota, Metazoa, Mollusca, Polyplacophora, Chitonida, Chitonidae. The record is from RefSeq and is a predicted model, not a curated record.